AUGGCACCACCACCACCACCCAAAUUCACCCACGCGUCGCCCAUUACGGUCUCCCUUCAUGACCUGCGCCGCGACACCGUCCCCUUCUCGACGCUUCUGGCAGCGUUCGGCCCGGACAGCCUGGGGAUCCUCGUAGUCACGGACCUGCCGGGCGAGUUUGCGCGGCUGCGCAGCAAAGUGCUUUCGGACGCGUCGCGGCUGGCGGCACUGCCGCGGGAGAAACUGCAGCAGUUGACGAAUCCGGCCGCGAAGUAUUUGGUCGGCUGGUCGCAUGGCGUGGAGACGCUGAGGCCCGGGGUGGUCGACACGGCCAAGGGGAGUUAUUAUGUCAAUUGUGCGUUUUAUCAGGAUCGCAAUAAGAACCAGGACCAGAACCAGGACAAGAACCAGAACCAGAACCAGCCCACCACCGGCCAACUCUCUUCUCCUCCAGGCUUCGAAGAGUAUACUUCGCCCAACAUGUGGCCGGAAGAAAGCGACCUGCCUCGUUUCCAGGCCGACGUCGAAGCCCUGAUCACGCUCAUCAUCGACACGGCCGUGCUGGUGGCGCGGGCGUGUGAUCGGUUCGCCGCCGCCCAGGCCAUCCCGGGCUACCAGGACGGAUAUCUGGAGAGAGUUGUGCGCGGGAGCACGACCACCAAAGCUCGACUGUUACAUUAUUUCCCGAUUGACUCUAGUGAUCAGAAUGGGACGGAAGAUCGGAAUCGGAAUCAUGAACCUAUUACACGGACAAAAAUAAAUGAACCGGAGCAGCGGCCUAACAAUACCAACAGCAGCAACAACAGCAACAACAACAGCAGCAGCAGCAGCAACAACAACAGGAUCAAGAACAACAACAACAACGAUGUCGAGGCUGGUCUUGCUGAACCCGCUGCGGAAGAAGGGGAAGGCAACGACGAGAUCGCUGAUACAUGGUGUACCACGCACUUGGACCACGGGUGCUUGACGGGCUUGACGUCGGCCAUGUUUGUCGAUGAAGGGGCGGUGGCAGCGGGCUCGGUGUCGCAAGAAGCAGCAGAAGAAGAAGAACCAAAUGUCGAAGCAGCAGCAGAAGAAGAACCAGAACGAACAGCAGACCUGGCUCAACCAUCUCCUCUCACAGAGCUCCCUUCAUCCCCCGACCCCUCCUCGGGACUCUACGUCCUCUCCCGCACAGGGCAGAUCUGCAAAGUAAGUAUCCCGCGCGACUGCCUGGCCUUCCAGACCGGCGAGGCUCUGGAGUUGAUCACGCGGGGCCAGUUCAAGGCGGUGCCGCAUUUCGUCAAAGGCGUGGACCCGAGCAAGAGCCAGAGCAGGAUCAAGAGCAAGAUUGCUAGAAACACUUUGGCCGUCUUCACACAGCCGAAUCUUCACGAGCUGGUCGAUGCCGAGACAGGACUGACCUUUGGGGAGUUUGCGCGCGGCGUGGUGAAGAAGAAUACGGCCGGCUGA
Molecule: messenger RNA, 1431 nt
Organism: Capronia epimyces CBS 606.96
Lineage: Eukaryota; Fungi; Ascomycota; Eurotiomycetes; Chaetothyriales; Herpotrichiellaceae
Exons: 1
Coding region: 1-1431 (476 amino acids)
Source: RefSeq, a predicted model, not a curated record